Molecule: messenger RNA, 1868 nt
Organism: Syngnathoides biaculeatus (alligator pipefish)
Lineage: Eukaryota; Metazoa; Chordata; Actinopteri; Syngnathiformes; Syngnathidae
Gene: rps21
Product: ribosomal protein S21
Exons: 6
Coding region: 1577-1828 (83 amino acids)
Biological process (GO): translation; endonucleolytic cleavage in ITS1 to separate SSU-rRNA from 5.8S rRNA and LSU-rRNA from tricistronic rRNA transcript (SSU-rRNA, 5.8S rRNA, LSU-rRNA); endonucleolytic cleavage to generate mature 3'-end of SSU-rRNA from (SSU-rRNA, 5.8S rRNA, LSU-rRNA)
Cellular component (GO): ribosome; cytosolic small ribosomal subunit
Molecular function (GO): structural constituent of ribosome
Source: RefSeq, a predicted model, not a curated record
UCAUAUUGCUGUGCUAUUGUUAUAUUUUGCAGUAAAUCAUUUCUAUUUUAAUUUAUCAUCACAUUUUUCUUUAACAGAGCAGUGACAACAAGUCCAUCUGUUACUAUAUAAUUUGUAUUUAUACAGAUACAUAUAGACUACAUGCAUGAUAUGAUGAUAUUAUAAAAUAAUAUGUCUCUUUAAUUUAUAUAAUACUGACUGCGAGUCCGCGACACACUUUUGGUUCUUGGACCACCCACCAGUUGGAAAAUCAUGCCCGUGACUUGAGGCUUACGAAUACAGCAGACAAAGCAUGAAUUUGCAAACAUACCGCAAAUAAUUUCUCACAGGAAUUUCCCUGGGCUAACAUGUGCCAACGUGUUUGCUUGCUAGAAUAAAAGCACACAAAACUAUAGGAUGCUAAGAAUCUUAGAUAUUCUUGUUCCAUGCGUAAGAGUCAAUCUUCAUGCAAGAGGCAAUCUUCAGGUACGCCACGACUCCGUUAAAAAGAUCACCAAAUCCAUGUUUUCUGCAACACUAAAUGAUGUCUUACGGAAGCUAAUUGCUACCGCCAACACGAACCAGAAGUAAUUGUCUAUUGGGGGGCACGGUAAAGAAAGGUGAAAUUUAUUCAUUUAUUAUUUUCUACGUUAUUAUGUGAAACGAAUCUACGUUAUAACGUGAAACGAUUCACAUAAUAAUGUGAAAUGAUUCACAUUAUCAUGUGAAACGCAACCUUUUUUUUGGUGUGGCAGUAAUACACUUCCGUAUUUAAUCUUGUAAAGGGCAUUGAGUUACCUUGUGUAUGAAAUGUACUGCACAAAUAAAUUUGCUUUGCUUUAAAAUCACUCAUGAGUACACUCACUACGCUGUACGUCAUUCAUAUAGCAAAAGAAUCUUUCAUUGUACUUGUCCGUCGCGUCUUAGCAAAUCCCAAAUAAAAGAGUCACUCUUCAGUUCCUCAAUACAACAGUUCACUUAACAAAUUAUUCCCAGAGUAAGCACAAAAUGUUUAAAAUUUCCAGUUACUCUCCAUGGCAAAUAAAUUCAUUUUGUAGUUAUGAAUGUGCGCGUGUGAGAUGAUGAUAGCAAUGAACCAUUCUCCAUCUGUUUAUUGACUGUAUGUUGUAAGCUUUAUGUACUGAUUUACAUAAUUGACAUUUUCUGAAAAGUUUCCAAUUUUCAGAAGAUUUUCACUUUUUUUUUCAUUUUUGUCUCGGACAAUUCUAACAAUUCUGGUAACUACCCUUCUAGUUGUUUAGAUUUUUUUUUGCAAACAGACGUUUUGAAGGUAAAACCUCGUCUCCUUUUUCACUGUUUAUUUCUCGAAAGCCCUAAAAUCUAUGAUACAUAGAAAUGCUAAUAAUCUUUCUUGUGUAAUUGAACAAAAUACGUGAUAUGUCCUAGCUAUUUUUUGUAUUAUUUUUAUUUUUUAUUUUGGAACGUACCCGACUCAAUUUGUAAAUCAGUAUGAUAAAACCCAUUGAUUUUGUUGUAUUUCAUUCAAUGGUUUAAAAAAACGUAUUUCUAAUUCCGGGUCGACGUUCCCUCUUCCUGUCGUCCAUUUGUUGGGUUUGUUGACUAUUUGCUAAGCAACAUGCAGAACGACGCUGGUGAAUUUGUUGACCUCUACGUCCCUCGUAAAUGCUCUGCAAGCAACAGAAUCAUUGGAGCCAAGGACCAUGCUUCUGUCCAGAUCAACAUAGCAGAGGUGGACAAGGUCACAGGUCGCUUCAACGGUCAGUUCAAGACUUAUGCCAUCUGUGGCGCCAUCCGCAGGAUGGGAGAGUCUGAUGAUUCAAUCCUCAGGCUGGCAAAGAAUGAUGGAGUUGUUGCUAAGAACAUCUGAGUGAUCAACAUAUUUUCAAUAAAAUGUGACAAAAUUCCAA